Meloidogyne enterolobii is the source of this 954-nucleotide messenger RNA. The record is from the annotation of a GenBank genome assembly. Lineage: Eukaryota; Metazoa; Nematoda; Chromadorea; Rhabditida; Meloidogynidae.
AUGAGCAACAUGCUUUUCUUGUGUCGAUUAACUGAAAAUCACCCGCCUAUUAAAAACGAACCUGACAAAGUGCUAUUGCGGGUUUAUUUUAAUCCCGAGACUGAGAGCCAUUUGGUCGCAGAGUCUGUAAUUUUCACGCUUUUUUCUGAGCGUCAUCUUGGUCCAAAACUUUAUGGAAUUUUUAGUGGAGGUCGGCUCGAGGAAUACAUCCCGCCGGACUAUAUUUGUGACGCGUUGGACAGGUGGUUAAAUCAGUUGAGACUAACACCCAGUGGAUCAUCUGAUUUUAUCAUGCCGCAAAAAUAUUUGGAAUGGGCUCCGGAAAAGAUUAGCUGUGAUGACUUGUUGCACGAAAUCGAGAAUUUACGUUCUCUGAUUGUACAUAGUCAAAGUCUUGUGACAUUUUGUCAUAAUGAUUUACAAGAAGGGAAUAUUCUUCUGCCAAAAGGAAGUUCUGGCAAUAUAAGAUUGCAGUCAUCUACUGAAGUAUAUGGAGAUGGUGGACAAAGUAAUUCUCUAAGUGCUUUCAAUCCUAUGGAUUUGCGUCUUGUCCUUAUAGAUUUUGAGUAUGCCAGUUACAAUUACAGAGGUUUUGACUUUGCGAAUCACUUUGUUGAAUAUAGUAUCAAUUAUGAUGUAGAUCAUGCACCAUUUUAUGAGAUUCUUCCUGAAAGAUUUCCUACCGAAGAACAAAUGCUCGAGUUUAUGUAUAGUUAUGAGCGCGAGGCGAAUCCUAAGGUUUCGGAAGAACAAUUACAUGAAAGAGGGAAAAAGAUGAUAAAGGAAACAGUUCCGUUUGUACCAGUUUCGCAUUUGCUUUGGGGAGUUUGGGGGCUACUCCAAAUGGAAGUCUCUCCAGUCGGAUUCGGGUUUUCGGAAUAUGGUCGUGACAGAUUGGGUUAUUAUUAUAUGAAUAAGCAUUUAUUGGAUAAAUUUUUGGACAAAAUCUACUAG